Molecule: messenger RNA, 1292 nt
Organism: Clupea harengus (Atlantic herring)
Lineage: Eukaryota; Metazoa; Chordata; Actinopteri; Clupeiformes; Clupeidae
Gene: mpc2b
Product: mitochondrial pyruvate carrier 2b
Biological process (GO): pyruvate import into mitochondria
Cellular component (GO): mitochondrial inner membrane
Source: RefSeq, a predicted model, not a curated record
CCUGAAUUUAGCUUAGCCUAGCAUGGUACAUCACAACUGUGUUGUACAGGAAGGUCGAUAGGAGGACGAAACUGAAGGCUUUGUCAUUGGACACUGUCUGACCGAACCAUAUGUUAUAGACAAGAAGAUACAGGAAAGCGUAGACACUGUGCAGUGGUGGAAAGACCACUGCCCUUAAUUUUGAGUCGGACGCUAGGUUUAGAUUGUUAGCUUUCAUUUAAUUUUCUAAGUUAGUUAGCUAGGUGUCGACGUUAGCUGCCAUGGCACUGAUGAGAGCCUCUUACCACCGGAUCCUGGACAAGAUCGAACAUGUGUUACCGGCUAAACUGAGACCACUCUACAACCAUCCGGCAGGUCCAAAGACGGUAUUCUUCUGGGCCCCAAUGUUCAAAUGGGGCCUUGUUGCGGCUGGGUUUGCUGAUAUGACCCGACCUGCCGAGAAACUGAGUCUACCCCAGUCUGCAGUGUUGACAGCCACAGGACUUGUUUGGUCCAGGUACUCCUUGGUCAUCAUACCCAAGAACUGGAACCUAUUUUGUGUCAACUUCUUUCUUGGCGGUUGCGGAUCCUCCCAGCUGUACAGAAUAUUUAAGUACAAACAAGAACAAAAAGCAAAAGCUGUUGAAGCUUGAAGACGAGAACCUGACAAGUCUGUUCCCUUGGAUCGAAAGGGAGUCCAGCACCUCUCCUUUAAACACUCAUCAUCCGCAUCAGAUAUCCACCAACCACUCCAUUCCUCAAGUUAGAUUCGUCCUGGAGAAAGGGGACACCAAAAGAGCUCAUCUGUAUUUUUUUUUUUUCUUUGACCUUAGCACCAGAGAUCAUGUUAUCCUAAUUGUAAAAGCCAAGUGGCAUACUCCUUCACCAACACACACCUGUUAAAAAUGUAUUGUCCUCAACGCACAACAUUUUGACACUUUUUAAAACGUAACUUAAUACAUUGACAUGUUUUAUGACUGUAUAUUCUUAAAUUAAUUUACCAUAUAUCAUGUACUUGAGGGAAGUGUUAGUUUCCCGCGAUCUGUUCGCAUUGCAUUCUAACAUGGCAUAGUGCAAAGAUUCAUCCGAAGCUUGAAGUUGGGGAGUUGUGGAAUGCUGAUUUCUGGAAUGUCUCCAAAUACAUUUUAGUCUCAGUCAUCCGUGGACUUAAGGGAGUAUUCAUGGUUUUCCAUGAUCAGUUACAGAACUUCUAAUAGGGUAUAGUGAUGUUAGAACAAUUCCUCGGAAGCUCAAGGCUUGACAGCCGCUGAAUGCUAUUUUAAAGAAUGUCUCCAAAUAAAUUUGAAAAAGUG